CUGUCCGUAUUUGGCGUCCCACCUGAGUCCAGUCAUUCCGGCGGCCGGCGCCGUCCUUUUCAUCUUUGUGAUGGGGAUGCUGUUCAGGGCGAGCUUCAGUGACCCGGGCGUCCUGCCCAGAGCGACGCCGGACGAGGCCGCGGACCUGGAGAGGCAGAUCGACCAGACGGGAUGCUCGAAGCCUCCGCCUCGCACCAGAGAGGUGCUCAUCAACGGACAGACGGUCAAACUCAAGUACUGCUUCACCUGCAAAAUCUUCCGGCCGCCUCGAGCGUCGCACUGCAGCCUCUGCGAUAACUGCGUUGAGCGUUUCGACCAUCACUGUCCCUGGGUGGGGAACUGCGUCGGCCGCAGGAACUACCGCUUCUUCUACCUCUUCAUCCUCUCCCUCUCCUUCCUCACCAUCUUUAUCUUCGCCUUCGUCAUCACGCACAUCGUCCUCAGUGAGUAACUCCACUCCUGCCGCCUCCUCACACUGUUUGUGUUAUGAUUCACCAGCGGAUCUCUUUAAAAACAGGAUUCUGAUCAUCUUUAGACACAAAACUUAUAUCCCUGUUUCCAGUCUCCCGUCAGAGUGUGAAGAAAAGCAGAUAAGGAAAAUUGGAACUGCAUGUAGAAAUAGAUUAUGAUAGAGUGAAACUAGUGGUGUGGUUUAAAUUCAUCUCUAAAGAAACGUAGGAAAUUAAUAUUAUGUUCCCUGGAAACAUAAUGGGACGGCCAUAGAACCCUGAGGAACUCCAUGCAGUUGCUCUAAACCAGAAUCAAAGAUGGAUCCAGGGGCGAAUUUAGGAAAUUUGGGGCCCUAGGCAAAGACAGGCAGGGGGCCCUUUGAAUUCAGAAGACAACCCAUA
Molecule: messenger RNA, 851 nt
Organism: Cyprinodon variegatus (sheepshead minnow)
Lineage: Eukaryota; Metazoa; Chordata; Actinopteri; Cyprinodontiformes; Cyprinodontidae
Product: probable palmitoyltransferase ZDHHC14
Exons: 3
Biological process (GO): protein targeting to membrane; peptidyl-L-cysteine S-palmitoylation
Cellular component (GO): Golgi apparatus; endoplasmic reticulum
Molecular function (GO): protein-cysteine S-palmitoyltransferase activity
Source: RefSeq, a predicted model, not a curated record